This is a messenger RNA of Colossoma macropomum (tambaqui), 3216 nucleotides long. It is a transcript of the gene hpn, whose product is annotated as hepsin. The record is from RefSeq and is a predicted model, not a curated record. Gene Ontology annotation, biological process: proteolysis. NCBI's taxonomy places the organism in Eukaryota, Metazoa, Chordata, Actinopteri, Characiformes, Serrasalmidae. The transcript has 13 exons. Gene Ontology annotation, cellular component: membrane. The coding region runs from base 350 to 1615 and encodes 421 amino acids. Gene Ontology annotation, molecular function: serine-type exopeptidase activity; serine-type endopeptidase activity.
GCCCUUGAGAACGGAUUUUUCUAUUUACUGACCGGAAGGAGCAGGUUUGGAACAGUUAGAAAAAAAACGGAGUGCGAAGGGCCGAGCUGUGUGAGAAAAAGCUCAUUGUGAAGGAAAAUAAAAGAUUGUGGACUCGGGGGAGAAAGCUAAAAUGUCAGAGUGGAUGUUCUGAGAAAACAAGCUCGGUGUCCAACUUCAUGUCUUUGUUGGUCGUGUUGAGGACUUUACCUGUGGCGAGUGAAAAAGGUUAAAGGAGAGAAAGAGGCACUGGUGGUGGUGAGGAGGAUCUUUGGGAGUAUUCCAUCCUCUUGCUUCGUUCCAGUUUUCUCUGUUUUUGGUUUGGAAGGAGAUGACAGAGAAAAAGAUAGGAGCACAAGGGAUGGCCCUAUGUAGUCCAUGCCGAGUUGCUGUUGCUGUGGGUUUGACUGUGGUUGUACUGGGGGCAUUGGGAGCCACCAUCUGGGCCCUGGUAACCUACUUGAGGACAGCAGAAGACACAGGCUUAUACGAUGUGCAGGUGAGCGUGGCAGAUCAGAGGCUGCGGGUGUUUGACUCGGUACAGCGGAGGUGGAGGCACGUGUGCUCUUCCAGCGCCAAUCAGCUGCUCGCUGCCAUCAGCUGUGAGGAGAUGGGCUUCGUCAGGGCAAUAAAUUUCUCAGUCACCUGUGCUUCUGACAGUGGCCACGAGUUUUUCUGCGUAAAGGAGAGCGAGUUAACAUACGGCAAGAAGAUCAGCACUGCACUGUAUCCAUGCAAAUGUGAAAAAGGACAGAUUGUUGAAGUGCUUUGUCAAGACUGUGGACGUCGAAUGCUCCCUGAGGAGCGAAUUGUGGGCGGAGCUGAUGCUCGACAGGGCUCCUGGCCAUGGCAGGUCAGUCUGCAAUAUGAUGGGGUUCACCAGUGUGGAGGAUCCAUCAUAUCUGACCGCUGGAUCAUCAGCGCAGCACACUGCUUUCCUGAGAGAUAUCGUCAUGUAUCGAGGUGGAGGGUGCUGAUGGGCUCCAUCUACAACACCCCCAUUCAUAAGAAUGUGGUGAUCGCUGAGGUGAAGACGGUCGUCUACCACAGCAGCUAUUUGCCCUUUGUCGAUGCUAACAUUGACGACAACAGCCGCGACAUAGCUGUCCUGGCCCUUACCAAACCACUGCAGUUUACUGACUACAUUCAGCCAGUUUGUUUACCCACCUAUGGCCAGCGGCUGGUUGAUGGCCAGAUGGGCACCGUUACCGGUUGGGGAAACGUUGAGUAUUACGGAACCCAAGCGAACAUUCUGCAGGAGGCCCACCUCCCCAUCAUAAGCGAUGCUGUCUGUAACGCCCCUGAUUAUUACGACAACCAGGUCACCACCACAAUGUUCUGUGCUGGUUAUGAGAAAGGAGGAACCGAUUCUUGCCAGGGGGACAGCGGUGGCCCAUUUGUGGCAGCUGACUGCCUGUCUAAGACCAGUCGCUACAGGCUGUUGGGAGUGGUGAGCUGGGGAACAGGCUGUGCCAUGGCAAAGAAACCCGGUGUCUAUACCAGAGUGUCCCGCUUCCUGCCCUGGAUAUCCAGUGCCAUGAGAACGUAUGAGAAUUCCCCAGGAGUCCAUAAAAUGGCUCGUGCAUCCACAGCAUAGCCCACCUGAGACUUGGACUUGCCAGAAGAGACAGAGAUAAAAUCUAAUGUGUCUCGCCAUGAUGGACGUCAUAAUGUCCCCAAGACCACCAGAGUCAAUCACUUUGACACAAAGAAGCCAAGUACCCUCUUCUGUUGCCUUGCCAUAACUCUGAAUAAUACAUUUCACUCAAAAACCACUAAACUACCUUAAAGUUAUCAUCUGGAUGAAAAACAGUGGCUGUAAUUUUAGAAAUGAUACAGCAUAGCUUAAUACACAGUUUACAGGGUAACUUUGAAAGCUUAUGAGGCCAACUUCAUACAUACAGGUCUUUUAACAGGUCUGAAUUCAGCAGUAAAAUAAUGGUGUCAUGUCUUGUUUACUACGAGCCAAAAAAGGUCAACACUGUUUUUUUAUGUAGGGGCAAAGUGCCUUCAGAUGUACACUCAGUUCCACUGAACAGAAGGAAAUUAUUCAGUUGAUUUUUCACAUCCUGGACAAAGCAGAAAGUGCAAAGGAAAUUUGAAAUGUUUUUUCAAAGUUAUAAGCAGAACAGUGGACCAGUUACUCUUACCUGAAAUCUAUGAAGAAAUGUAGUCCAGUCCGUCUGGUUCAUUAGUUAUGGUGCAUUAGAUAUGAUACAGUAGGCUACAAGGCUGGUCUUUAGUCUUUAGUAUGAGGACUUGAACUUAGGGCUAUAUUGAGCCAUGGCUUACACAGUGUAAUACGUUAACACAUACAAGUACAUAUGUGGAAUGCUAAUACAUGCCAAGGUGGACUGUUCAGUGAGUAAGUCAAUGAAUUUAUGCCUAUCAUAAAGAAACCUGUGGCCUUUCACAAAGGACUUUAUGACUGUCGUAAGAAAUACGAUCUAAACUAAUUGGCUACAGUGUUUGUAUUUUGUUUCUCUUCUUUUUUCAUUUCUUUGUUAAUGGAUGUGGAAGGUCAGGCGCUAAUAUGAAGAAGUAAAAACCAAAGACUGCUUUGUUUAGCAGCAGUAGUGUUGAUGUGGCAGUCAGUAUUUCUGCUUAAUAUUGUGUUCAUUGUUGUAAAUAUAAAUAGCUUCAUUACUAUGCUAUGAAAUAUUUUAAUUGUCGAUCGUGGUCCGAGCUGCUAUGUUGUAAUUUUAGACGUUCUACUAUAACAAGCUACUUCACAGUAAGAUAUUUAAUGGAAUUUGGUAACGUUAGCUCUUACGGCUAAUUGAGAAUACACUACAAAAUCAAACUCCGCUGGAGGAAAUUAACCUUUGCCUAUUUAAAGUAUUUGAUGUUAACUGAUGUUCUCUUACUAGUGACCGGCCCCUUAUUUCCUUCACACGGUCUUUAUCUCACUAGACUUACUGUAGAUGACUUGAGAUCCGGUCUACUGCCUGACAUACCUUGAGGAAUAUGUAUCAGUGAUAACUUUUUCACCAUAUGCACUUUUUCUCCUUUAUGUUCAUAAAGCUACAGUAAUUUUUGAGAAUGUAUGUACAUGAUGGAAAUUCAAACUGCUUACCUCUGACUAAUACACUGAUUAGAAUGUAUGUUUUUGUCAUUUUAAAUGUGAAUAUUACAACCAUGAUGUUGAACAUUGAAAUAAAGUCUUAAUUUUGAAUAAAAGUACCUUGUAAAAAUGUA